Pseudovirgaria hyperparasitica is the source of this 1993-nucleotide messenger RNA. RefSeq names its product MFS general substrate transporter. The transcript has 7 exons. The coding region runs from base 292 to 1956 and encodes 554 amino acids. NCBI's taxonomy places the organism in Eukaryota, Fungi, Ascomycota, Dothideomycetes, Acrospermales, Acrospermaceae. Gene Ontology annotation, biological process: transmembrane transport. Gene Ontology annotation, molecular function: transmembrane transporter activity. The record is from RefSeq and is a predicted model, not a curated record.
CCAAUUAGAUUUAGACUAUACCAUCUUCGCAAUCUUUCUUAAGGCGUAGAUUAAGCUUGUACUCUGUAUUACGUUAUUUAAUAAGAUUGAGCGUGCAUGGAUUCGGAUUGUAUGCGCCGUCUGCUCUAAGCAUAAAACCCUAUCCCGACGGAGCAAUUACGGCCCGGCUCAUCUGCCUCAGCAGUGGACGGCUACAUAGCACCUACAACGCACGUGUGCGAGCCCUGAGGUAGGCAAAGCAGUUUUUCAGAUGAGACUAUCCGAGUCCAACUCUUUCAUCUUCUGCAUACCAUGUCGAAUAUCAAGAACGAGGCUGUGAGAGACGACAUCUCUCAACCUGCUGUGGUUCAGAAUGGCUCUUCGAAACACUUCGAAGAUUCUCUGGAUCACGUACAGUGGAUUACAGGAUGGAGACUGUGGAUCAUUGGUAUUGGGCAAGGUCUCUGCUUGUUCAUGGUCCAGACAGAAUUAAGCAUCACAGGAACAGCAAUAAUAUCUAUCACGAAUGAUCUUGGGAACUUUGCGAUCAGCUCAUGGGUUUUUACAGCUUACCUACUCGCCUACGGAGGCUUUCCAAUUAUUCUUACCCGGCUUUCCGACAUUUUGGGCCGCAAAGUUGUCUGGCUCAGUUGCCUGGUUCUCUUCAUCAUAUUCACCGGCGCAUGUGGAGCAUCACAAACGCUAUUUCAACUCAUCAUGUUCCGUUGGAUAACAGGCAUUGGUGCAAGCGGAGUCCUUUCCAUUGCCAGCCUCUAUGGUUUCGAUUUACGCCCUCCUGAAAAAUGGGCUCAAUACUCCGCAGCUGUCAUAUCUGUGGUGACAAUAUCGUUUGCCAUUGCGCCAGUAAUCGGGGCAGCCCUAUCGAACGUCGGUCAAUGGCGGUGGGUAUUCCUGCUGAAUGUUCCGUUAGGCGUCGUAACCUUUCUCAUGCUAUCUUUCGCCGCACCUAGCAAACUCACACAGGAACCCGCCUCCAGAAGGCGCUCUGAUAUACCUGAUGGACAUUCGAAAGGGCGAACGAGUGCUCUUCGUACGCUUGACGUAAUAGGAGUCGUCACUGUUCUUGGAAGUUCGAUACUAAUCACAGCUGCCUUGCAGCAGGCCGCCAAAGGAAUACCUUUCAGGUCAGCUCAGGUGAUCGCUUUGAUAGUCGUCGGAGGGCUACUUUCCUUAGCAUUCGUGCUCUGGCAAUGGCUUCUAUCGUCCAAUAGCAGGACUGUCUCGCCGUUGCUCUCGUGGGAAAUUUUGACAAACCGGAUAUUCUUGGGUAUGCUUGUUGAUUCUUGGCUUGUCGGUGCCAUCGUUGCUGUCAGCAUUGUUCAGAUACCUCAGAGGUUCGCAGUGGUCAAUGGCUAUUCGAUUUUAGACGCGGGCGUGAGACUGCUCCCGUUCGCUGCUGUGAUGGCUGUCUCUUCGAUACUUGCGACAGUCAUCAUGACAAGAGCUAAGAUACCUGCUGUCAACAUGCUCAUCUCAAGCGGACUUCUCAUGGUGGCUGGCACGGUAGGUCUGUCCAAGUCGUCAACGUCAGGACAACUUCAAGCCCAUCAAUAUGGUUUCCAAAUCCUUACCGGUUCUGGUGUCGGCAUAAUGGUUGUCGUUCUAGGAAUCUUACCUCCGUACGUUGUAGAGAGAAAAUAUAUAGCGGUGACUUCUGGGGCUGUUACUCAGUUCAGACUGCUUGGCUCUGCGAUCGGAUUGGCCCUCGUGACGUGUGUAUCGAACCCCUAUCUAUCUAGAAACUUACAGGGGAUUUUGUCCACCGAGGAAAUCAAAGACUUCCUUGAUCGUCCUUCAACCUUGUAUGAACUAGCGCCUCAGAAGCAAGCCGCGUUACGUGAGAUCAGUGGUAAAUCUUAUAAUUUGCAGAUAACGAUCAUGAUUGGGUUUUCUGUGGCAACAGUACUUUUUAGCUUGCUACAAUGGCAAAGAAACGCUAUCGUGAUCAAAGGAUAAGGCACAAACUACACGAUUGUGAUAGGCUUAUUCUACU